AUGGCGCAUCCUCCAACUUCUUGGAGGAUCAUCCAUCUGCUAGUCUCCCUGAUCAUUAUUCACCGUGCUCUCAUCAUAUCAGCAGAUACAGAUCCACAAGAUACCUCUGCCCUCAAAGGCAUAGCAGCUUCCUGGGAUAACGCCAUGUCCAAGCUAUCGGAUUGGGUUGGAAAUGAUCCUUGUGGACAAAAAUGGCCAGGAGUAUCCUGCAUCCAGAAUCGUGUCACCUCGAUUAGGCUGUCAAGUUUUGGAUUGUCUGGGUCACUUUCAGGAGAUGUACAGUCAUUGUCAGAACUACAGUACCUGGACUUAUCUUACAACAACUUGAGCGGUCCACUUCCAUCGACCAUUGGAUCCUUGAGUAACCUUGAAAGCCUGAGCGUUGUUGGCUGCCAAUUUUCUGGUGACAUACCGAAAGAACUCGGCCAGCUCCCAAAACUGCGGUUCCUAUCUUUGAACACGAACAGGUUUAAUGGAAAGAUACCUCCAUCAAUUGGCAACCUUUCAAAUUUGUACUGGCUUGACUUGGGUGAAAACCAUCUGACCGGAUCACUUCCUGUCUCUGAUGGAACUAAUACUGGAUUGGACAAUUUGACAAAUGCUCUGCAUUUUCAUUUUGGGGACAACCAACUAUCAGGCACCAUACCAAGCCAACUAUUCAAUUCAAAUUUGAAGCUGAUACAUCUGUUGCUUGACAACAACAAUUUCACUGGCAGCAUUCCUCCCACAUUGACCCUUUUGACCAAACUCGAAGUCCUGCGUCUCGACAGAAAUUACCAAUUGACUGGGCCUGUUCCUGCCAACAUCAAUAAUCUAACAAAACUUCAAGAGUUGCAACUGGAAAACAAUAAGUUGACAGGCCCUCUGCCAGACUUGACAGGAAUGGAUUCACUCUAUGUUGUUUCCAUGGGCAACAACAACUUCAGCGCAUCCAAUGUUCCAACCUGGUUCACAGCUUUGUCAGCCUUGACUACACUGUAUCUUGAGAACCUACACAUCACUGGGGAGCUUCCACAGACUCUUUUCAAACUCCCAGCUAUUCAGACACUGGGUCUUAGGGGCAAUAAUUUCAACGGUACUCUAAACAUCGGAUCAGACUACAGCAGUACGCUCUCACUGAUUGAUUUGCAAGACAACCAGAUCACCGCUCUCACUGUGAGUGGGACACCAUACAAAAAGAAUCUCAUACUUGUUGGGAACCCAAUCUGCGAUCAGGGGAACAGCGGGGCAUCAUACUGCAAAACUUCACAGCAAGCAAACCCAGCAGCAAGUCCUUACUCCACUCAUCUCAAUUGUCCUGGACUACAGCCCACAUGCCUGUCGGACCAGUACAUCAGCCCCAACUGCAACUGUGCAGUGCCAUACAUGGGCACUCUGCACUUCCGGUCACCGUCGUUUUCUGACCUGAACAAUGAUACCUACUUUAUACUCCUCGAGGAAAACAUGAAAGAAGUGUUCCUGGACAAGCAGCUUCCUGUUGAGUCCAUUGCUCUGGCUAACCCAGCAUUUGAUCCUACCAACAACUUGGAAAUAAGCUUGAAAGUGUUCCCAAGUGGCAAGAUUCGGUUCAGCAAAGAGGAUAUCUCCUACAUUGGGUUCAUGCUCAACAACCAGACCUAUAAACCUCAUGUUCCUGGUAUAAAUUACGGGCCAUACUAUUUCAUUGGGCAAUCCUACCCAUUCGCUGAGAAAAUAUCAGCACCCGGACAGACGAAAAGCAACCGCGCUCUCGUCAUUGGUGUUUCAGUUGGUGGUGCCUUUGUUGUUGUUUCACUGCUUCUUGUUUUCACAGUUUUCUUUUUCAUGAGGAACAGAAGACCAAAUCUGCAGCCACAACCAAGGAGCCCAUCUUACGCUUCAUGGGACAUCAAGAGCAGCAGCAUCAGCAGCCCCCAUCUCCAAGGUGCACGGGUGUUCACGUUCAAUGAGCUGAAGAAAAUUACAAACAGCUUCUCAGAUGCCAAUGACAUUGGAACUGGUGGCUAUGGGAAGGUCUACAGAGGAGUCCUCCCAAAUGGGCAGCUCAUUGCAGUGAAAAGAUCUGAACAAGGGUCCUUGCAGGGCACCCUAGAGUUCCGAACUGAGAUAGAACUCCUAUCCAGGGUUCAUCACAAGAACCUUGUCAGCCUUGUGGGAUAUUGCGUUGACCAGGGUGAGCAAAUGCUGGUCUACGAGUAUGUGCCCAAUGGCACACUCAAGGACAGCCUCACAGGGAAGUCCGGGGUGCGCCUAGAUUGGAGAAGACGGCUGCGAGUAGUACUUGGCGCAGCGAAAGGCAUAGCCUACCUGCAUGAGCUUGCAGAUCCUCCGAUAGUGCACCGGGACAUAAAGUCAAGCAACAUUCUUCUCGACACAAACCUCCACACAAAGGUCUCUGACUUUGGCCUCUCCAAGCCUCUGAACCAGGAUGCAAGGGGUCAGGUCACUACUCAAGUGAAAGGAACAAUGGGAUAUCUGGACCCCGAAUACUACAUGACGCAGCAGCUGACCGAGAAGAGCGACGUGUACAGCUUCGGCGUGCUGCUACUUGAGGUGAUCACAGCGAGGAAGCCAUUAGAGCGGGGAAGGUACGUCGUGCGUGAGGUGAAAGGCACAGCCGAUAGGAGCAAGGACCUCUGCGGCCUCCACGAACUCCUGGACCCAAUGCUAGGCCCCACAUCGCUGGCCGGCUUCGAGCAGUACGUCGACUUGGCUCUGAGGUGCGUGGCGGAGGCAGGGAUGGAUCGCCCGCCGAUGAGCGAGGUCGUGACGGAGAUUGAGAAGAUCAUGAAGGUCGCGGGCAUGAACCCGGCCGACUCGGCAUCUAACUCACUGAGCUACAACAGCAGGUCGCCGCGCCAUCCAUACAAUGGGGAGUCUCAAUUUGACUACAGUGGUGGCAUCCCAUCUUCUUCGAGGGUUGAACCAAAAUGAUCGGUUGGUCUGCUCACAGUGUUUGUUGUCCAUGUAAAUGGUGCGCACUUGUUUGUUUGUCUUACGGUUCAUCAAGGUUCUGAACUUCUUUGUAAAUAGUUGGUUUCUUGAAGAACUUCUGUAUAAAUAGUUACCACCUGGGGUGUGAUGUGAGCUGUGGUAGAAAUCUCAUGUCUUGGUAGUGCUUUUGUAUAGGAAUCUUUUAGUGGUCACUCACUGUCAUAUAUGUUUAACGAUUUCAAUGGUGCUAAGUGGAUUGGGAAAUUUUGCUACUUCACUAAUGAGUAAUGUGCAAUCAGAAUCAGUCCCCAGAAGUAACUAGUUUGCAAAAAAGAACAUUUUUUUCCCCAAAUGCAACAGGCUGGGAAGAUAAGCCCAAUCGA
This is a messenger RNA of Oryza brachyantha (malo sina), 3296 nucleotides long. Its product is annotated as leucine-rich repeat receptor protein kinase HPCA1-like. The transcript is spliced from 19 exons. Bases 1 to 2913 code for a protein of 970 amino acids. The record is from RefSeq and is a predicted model, not a curated record. Gene Ontology annotation, biological process: protein phosphorylation. Lineage: Eukaryota; Viridiplantae; Streptophyta; Magnoliopsida; Poales; Poaceae. Gene Ontology annotation, molecular function: ATP binding; protein binding; protein kinase activity.